CAUGGAGUUUUUAUUCUCCAUUGGCAUAGCAUGGGUUGGAGUUGAGAACAGGGCCAGCCAGUGAGACCUGGCCACAGCUUGGCCAGGGAAUAUGUGGGGGGUCCUCCCAGCCUAGCACUGCACUGCAGGAAGUUCUUGAGCAGGGGUCUCCAGGCAGGGCCCAUCCUUCCCUCAGGACACAUCUGUGUUUCUCUCCUCCCCGGCAGUUGGCUGCUACAGGCCCCAAAACCCAGCCAGCCCCGGCCAGUGAUGACUGCAGCCCAGGCUGCCCCACCUGCCCUGGGUCUCACCUCUGUGGUAGACACACUUCCCUGGGUCUUGUGCCUUUGGAGGACAGCUGUGUGCUAAGAUUACAUAUGCCUCCUGGAGGAUGGGAGGUGGGUGGGUGGCCCAAGCUAAGGUGUACGCUGAGAGCAGCUCCCCACAUCUCCAGAGCCAGUGCCUCACAUUUGUGCAGAAACACCUGGGGAUCCAGCUGCAGCCAUGCUUGGAGUAUCAGGGCCUGAGAAUCUGAUGAGCCUACAACCUACCUGUCUGCUCCCACACGUGCAUUAAGUGGGUCUGUUCAACCUCUGCAUGCUCAUGGGCUCUGAGGGCCUGAGCUGGAUUUGGUGUCCCAGGAUGGAUACGGACGUGUUGGUGAACCCAUAACAAUCUGAGACUGAUAAAUGUUGCCAAGAGGAACCCGAACCUGUGGUGCAGGUGGCCUGGGCAGGGUCUCAGUGGGACCUCCAGGGAGUUGGGAGGAUCUCAGCAGCAGAGUCCAGGCUGGGUGACAUGCCACCAUCUCCCCUCCAUGGUACUGUACCCAGGCAGGAUGAAGGUGGUACGUGCCAGGAUCCCAAGCACAGGUAUAGUACACACCUUGACCUGGGCCACCUACCCACUUCCAGAGGUUACAGCGAUGGGGACGCUGGGCUUCAGUCCCAGGCACCCCACCAUCCAGGUUAGGGUUAUCUCUCUAUUGAAUUCUGGCUGGGAGGCUGGCCAGACUCAGCCCGUGGACUUUACCCCCAAGGCAGAGGGAGAGUUGGAAGAGGAGGCCUCUAGAUGCUGUGUGUAUGUGCGUGUGCGUGCGUGCACGCAGGUGCCUCCCCACCACAGUACAAAGCCAGGCCCCUAGAAAGAGCUGGGCCAGAUACCCUUGGUCCUGCCGGUGGCAGGGAGGGCUGCCUUGAGGAGGGGACAUUAGGAUCUAAUUUAAAGGGUGAGGAAAAACAAGGAGAGUCCAUCUUGUAUACGGGAAAGAGACCUGUGAACUGUUGUCACUGCCAGCAUUGGGAAGGUCAAGAAACCAGACUGGAGCUUCAGGUCAGCCCAGAGGAACCUGAAUUUCACCCCAAAGGCAAAAGACAUCUGGGGAAGGUUGUCAGGUCAGUGGCCAGAACAUGUCACCCAGGCUCAGAGAUAGGACCCACCUGGCAUAGGGCCAAGGGGCUACAUGGAGAAGGCACGAGGGUUUCAAUCUUAUUCCAACCCCAGACUGUCCCGCAACCCCUCCAGGCAGGAAUCUUACCCUUUCGAGUAGCUGCAAGUACCAUAUGGGCGGAAAUACGAAGCUGGUUUGUGGGCGUGACAAAGACAGCUGCCUCCUAAUUCACCCUGCAGCCCCGUUAUAGGUCCACCCUCCGCUUCACAUCUCUCUCUGGACUUGGCCCAACCUCCAGACUGUUCAGAACCCUCUCGCGGCUCCCCGCCUCCCAGUCCCAGGCCUGAACUAUUCUUGCCAGGAACACUACCAAACUCACCAAACUCUUCACACCCACCUAAUCUCAGCGGUCUCAUUGGCCCCCAUCUCUCUGGCCCUGCUCACCUGAGCAGGAGUCCUGCCUCAGCUGUCCAUAAUAUGUCCAGGUUACAUGACAGGAUCUCAGAGCACAGAAUCAGAGUCCUUCAAGGCGCCGCAACCCAGGGCCGAGGCCGCCUGCCCUGAGAUGGCCCCCAGGCUCAAAGCUUCACAUUUGAACACGAGUUUAAAUGUGCGACCCCCACAUGAAAACUUAAAUCCAAGUGCUCUGAAGGUAACUGCGCCCAAGCAGUGAGUGAGUUUCCUCCUUCAGCGCGCAAGGGCCACGCCUACUUGAUCCUGGGGGAAGAGAAGACAAAAAUGUGGUUGGGAGUCGAGGCUGGGACACCAGUGCCCUAGGAUGAAGAAAGAAGAGCAGAACGAGGAGAACGAAUUCCCUCAGAAUGAAGUUGCCACUGGGGAAGCAUCUGGAAGCAUCCGAGGCGUCGUGUUCUAUCCUUUAAUAGAGAAACUGAGGUUGGCCGUAGGGGACCGCACUGAGUCCAUUGAAGGCGUCGAGGGGGGAGGGGCCUCGGAGGCUCCGCAGGAACGCACAGGGCGGCCAAGGCUGUGGCAACACGACCAGGGCACAGAGUGGGUCGACCUUUGCUCGGGGCGGGGCCAGGCCCGUCUCUGGCAACCUCCCGCCCAGACUCGCUGCGGCGGCGGAGCCGAGCACCCUAGAGGUCGCGGGGUCCGUGCCACUGUCCGAGUGCCGCAGCUAUGGACACCCCACCGCUGGCGGGCAAGAUCGCGGCUUUGUCGCUUGGCGCCCUCCCAGUGUUCUAUGCGCUCAACCACAUCUCGGUGCUCUCGCAUCCCCUGGGGGUGGCCUUGAUGAGCACCCUGAUCCUGGGUCUGUUCUUUGUGGCCAUCUAUAGCUUGUCCCAUGGGGAGAUCCACUACGACCCACUCUAUGCUGUGUUUGCAGUCUUUGCCUUCACCUCGGUGGUGGACCUCCUUAUCGCUCUCCAAGAAGAUGGCUACAUGAUAGGCUUCAUGGAGUUCUACACCAAGGAGGCCGAGCCAUUCCUGCGCACUGCACAUGGAAUCUUCAUCUGCUACUGGGACGGCACUGUUCACUACCUCCUCUACUUGGCCAUGGCUGGUGCCAUUCGCAGAAGGAAGAGGUACCGAAACCUUGGACUGUACUGGCUGGGGUCCUUUGUCAUGAGCAUCCUGGUGUUCCUCCCAGGAAACAUCCUUGGGAAAUACAGCUCAGAGAUCAGGCCCACCUUCUUCCUCACCAUUCCAUAUGUGCUGGUCCAAUGCUGGGCUGGCCUGAAGGUCUUCAACCAGUCGCGGGCACCAACCCGCUGCACCCCCAACAUGGUGCAGGAGGAGCAAAGAAAGGGGCUACUGCAGCGCCCAGCUGACCUGGCCCUUGUCAUCUACCUCAUCCUUGCUGGGUUCUUCACCCUCUUCCGGGGCCUUGUAGUGCUUGACUGUCCCACAGAUGCCUGCUUUGUCUAUAUCUAUCAGUAUGAACCAUAUCUGCGGGACCCUGUGGCCUACCCAAGGGUGCAGAUGCUGAUAUAUAUGUUCUAUGUACUGCCCUUCUACGGCCUGGCUGCCUAUGCCCUCAUCUUCCCUGGCUGUUCCUGGCUGCCGGACUGGGCCUUGGUGUUUGCUGGAGCCAUAGGCCAGGCACAAUUCUCACACAUGGGUGCCUCCACGCACCUGCGCACACCCUUCACCUACCGUGUGCCCGAAGAUACCUGGGCCUGCUUCUUCUUGUGCAACCUGAUGUAUGCGCUGGGCCCCCACCUGUUGGCCUAUCGCUGCCUGUUGUGGCCUGCCUUCUUCCUGCAUCCACCCCCUGGCUCCCAGGCCCCCCACAAAAAGCAGCACUGAUGGGACUGUGAGACUCCCCAGGACUCUGUUUACACAGCCAGCCGGCGCUGCCCCCAGAAGGGUAGGUUGGGUCUUUAGAGGCAGGAGGUAUGUCCCUGGUGUCUUUAGUCCUGACUAUGGUGGUUUCAAGGCCAGCUGGUGGGAUGGAAGACCCAAGGGCCAGGUGUUCUGACAGAGAGGGCUACAGCCACACUCAGCGGUCACUGCUCCCCAACCUCCACAUAUUCGUCUACUCUCACAGAAUUUACCCAUUACUCCCAUGGAUCCUUUUAGUAAAAGCCCUUUUGAUGCCUAAAAUGUUGCUGCCUGAGUGUUUCAUGGGGCAGGGGUGAGGGACUCUCUUCUCAGACCCCGCAAAAGCCCACUCAUUACUGCCAGUAUGAUGGUCAGGAGGUCAGGAGCUGGAGAUGCCAGGUAGCAGAAUUCUGCCUCUGGUCGGUGUAUACAACUCCAUCUUCCAGGUCGGGAAAACUGAGGCUCGGAGAACCAGAACCUGCCUGAAGUCACAAUCAGAAGAGUUUUAAAGUCC
Pteropus alecto (black flying fox) is the source of this 4169-nucleotide messenger RNA. RefSeq names its product transmembrane 6 superfamily member 2 (gene TM6SF2). The record is from RefSeq and is a predicted model, not a curated record. NCBI's taxonomy places the organism in Eukaryota, Metazoa, Chordata, Mammalia, Chiroptera, Pteropodidae. Bases 2510 to 3640 code for a protein of 376 amino acids. The transcript has 10 exons. Gene Ontology annotation, biological process: regulation of lipid metabolic process; lipid homeostasis. Gene Ontology annotation, cellular component: endoplasmic reticulum membrane; endoplasmic reticulum-Golgi intermediate compartment membrane.